Adineta steineri is the source of this 1299-nucleotide messenger RNA. Lineage: Eukaryota; Metazoa; Rotifera; Eurotatoria; Adinetida; Adinetidae. The record is from the annotation of a GenBank genome assembly.
AUGGGUAUCAGUGGAUCUCAAGAUAAUAGUGGAAAAAAGCCUGUUGUACUUAUUGUUGGAGGCGGCUACGGCGGUAUUCAAUGCGCCAAAUUAUUAGAUAAAACUGGUCAAUUUUUUGUCGUACUUAUCGAUCGAAAAUCUUAUUUUCUUCAUAAUAUAGCAUCAGUGCGUGCAGUGGUUGAACAUGAUUUUGCUCGAAAGAUAAUUACGCCAUACGAUCGAUUACUUACUAACGGUUGUGUUGUACAAGCUGAAGUAAUAUCUAUUACUGAUGAUAGUAUUCAAGUUUAUGGACGUAAUGAACCAAUUCAUUUUAAUUAUUUAAUCAUAGCGACAGGUUCAUCAUAUGCUUUUCCUGGUAAAAUAGCUGAAACUGACAGCUCCAAAGCAGUUGAUCUUUACAAUAAUUUACAAGAAAAAAUCCAACAAGCUGAACAAAUAUUAAUUAUUGGUGGUGGUCCAGUUGGUAUUGAAUUAGCUGGAGAAAUUGCUACAGAUUAUCCAGAAAAAGAUAUUACAAUUGUUCAUAAUCAAAUGACAUUAUUACAACCAAAAGCAUUUCAAGAUAAAAUAUAUGUUCGUUUACAAGAACAACUUGAAAGAAUGAAAAUAAAAAUCAUAUUAAAUGAUGGCAUUGAAUUAUCUGAUGAUUUACUCAGACACAAACUUAACUAUGUUGAAGGAAAACGAACUUAUAUAACAGAGAAAAAUAAAAUAAAUAUUACAGCUGAUUUAACAUUUCUAUGUAUUGGUGCACAUGUUAAUAAUAAAAGUAUUAAAAAUGGUCCAUUAAUUUCAAAAUUAAAUCCUCAAACAGGUCGAUUAAUUGUUAAUAAUUAUUUUCAAGUUGAUGGUUAUGAAAAUAUUUUUGCUAUUGGUGAUAUAUGUGAUAAAGAAGCAAAAUAUGGCUAUGUAGCAGCAGCUCAAGCAGAAUAUGUUGCUAAAUUUCUAACAUUAAUUGAUAAGAAAAAACCUUAUCCAAAAGAAUAUCAAAUUCAUCAAUAUCCACUUAUACUUUUAACAAUUGGUAGAAAUGGGGGUAUUGGACAAAUUCCAAAUAAAAGUGGAACUAUUAUAGGAAAUUUCCUUGUAAAAUAUAUAAAAGCAAGAGAUAUAUUUACAUCACGUUAUCGAUCAUUUAUGAAUUAUAAAAUGGACAGUGAAAUAGAAAAUAAAUCAGCAUAUACAAAUAAAAUUGAUUCAAUUCAAUCGAUAUUAUCAUUUACUGAACAAGAUGCUCGAAAUUUACUUGCAGGUUUACCAGCACAAGAACUUGCAUCUGGUCAAGAUUUUAUUUAA